Ramularia collo-cygni is the source of this 924-nucleotide messenger RNA. RefSeq lists its product as uncharacterized. The record is from RefSeq and is a predicted model, not a curated record. The coding region runs from base 1 to 924 and encodes 307 amino acids. The transcript has a single exon. NCBI's taxonomy places the organism in Eukaryota, Fungi, Ascomycota, Dothideomycetes, Mycosphaerellales, Mycosphaerellaceae.
AUGCCGGACUUUUCAUCCAAAGCAUACUGGGACGAACGGUUUACCAAGGACAACAAGCCAUUUGACUGGCUGGUACCGGCUGCAGCUCUUCGGGAUGUCACAGCCGAUGUUUGGGACACGGAAGAUCUACCCAAAUGCGAGAUUCUGCAUAUAGGCUGUGGAACAUCCGACGCAUCCGUGCUGCGUGGACUGGUGGAAACUCCCCAACAGAUUUUGAAUCUGGACUACUCGGACGCUGCUGUACAAGCCGCCUCGGAACGCGAACAAGAAUUGCUCAUCAUGGAAGAACAGACGUCCGAUUUGUUGGAAAGCGAAACAUCACCCGAUGAUGAACAACGAUCGAUUCCCUUGCAAAGCAUGCGCUGGUCUUGUCUGGAUCUCCUCUCUCUCGACUCAACUCUGUCCCUACUGGAACGCCAACGAGCGGAAUGUGGAAAAUUGUUCGACCUCGUCCUGGACAAGAGCACAAGUGACAGUAUCGCAAGCGGUCGUCAUGUAUCCUUGAAUGUUCCUUACCCCCUCUCAAUCAACGGCUGGACACGAAGAAUUCUUCGCGGAGGUCUCCAUGCCCCUGUAGAAGUCCAUCCUUUACACGUCCUCGCUCUGCAUUUGGCAGCUCUGACUAGACCCGGAAGUGGGAGAUGGGUCGUGAUCAGUUACUCGGAAGACAGGUUCCCGUUCUUGCCGCCCUUUCCACACUCUGCUUCCACAGGUCUGCUGGGCGAUGAUGUCAUCCAAAAGGGCUUCACACAUCCGCAUCAGUUGUGGAAGUUGGAGAAGAAGGAGAAGCUGGAUCUYGAUGCUAGACGUGAUGAGACCUUGGCCCAACGGAGAAAACGAUUGUCCAUGGGAAUCGUAUAUCGGCCACAGCCAAUCCAUUGGCUGUAUGUCCUUCGCAGAACUCAAGCCAUCAUCACGGAUUGA